Molecule: messenger RNA, 1740 nt
Organism: Ixodes scapularis (black-legged tick)
Lineage: Eukaryota; Metazoa; Arthropoda; Arachnida; Ixodida; Ixodidae
Exons: 4
Coding region: 1-1740 (579 amino acids)
Molecular function (GO): catalytic activity
Source: RefSeq, a predicted model, not a curated record
AUGGAGGGUAUUGAUCCAAUGUUCGAUAAAGGCAGGUGCAGUGAUGUCCAGGAUUUUCAGUCUAUUGUAAGCUCACUACCAGACAACACGAUCUUCCUGCUCACGGAGACCUGGCUCGACGCCAGUGUGCACGACGGUGAGCUUUUGGGCACUGCACAUGCCAUAUACCGCCGAGACAGAGGUGGCAGAGGUGGAGGAGUGCUCGUCGCCGCCCCCACAGGCUUCACAGUCGACCGGAGGCACGACCUUGAGCACCCCGACCUGGAGGCUAUCUUCCGCGAUCUCUACACGCCACAAGGUAUUGUCCUGCUCGGGUGCGUGUACUGCCCCCCCUCCACGCGGGACGCCGCCUAUAAGCUACUCGACGCCUCCCUCACCUGUGCAUUGCUGAAACCGUACCGUGACGUCCUGAUCAUUGGUGAUUUUAACUCGCAUAUCGACUGGUGGAGUCACGACGAACCGUUUCCUGGUGAUGCUAUUGACGAUUUUCUCCUGGACACAACUUCUUCAGCUGGGCUUCUGCAAGUCUGCCACAGCCCCACUUACCUGCCUCGGAGCAGUUUCCUCGACUUGGUCUUCACUACGGACAUCACAAAGGUCCUCUCCUGUGAUGUUUAUCCCGGCCUUAGUGGUAGCGACCAUAUGGCUGUGGAGGUGUCUUUCGCAACCUCCUUGCCCAGAAAGGGCCACUUUGCUCGUACUACUUGGAGAUUUCAUGAAACCGACCAUUCUCACCUUGCUAAUCUAGCUCAUCUCGCGCCUUGGUGCAUGACCACUGCGGGAAGUGACUGUCUCUCAGACUUUGACUUAUGGUGUGAUUUUGCGAGUGUCAUCCAGCGCGAGUCCAUUCCUCAUUCACUUCGUUCUACCCGGAGGAAGAGGGCUCCCUGGAUUACGCACGAGAUUAUAAAAGCGGCCAGUCAGAAAAGAGCGCUUUUCAAGAAGGCAGCGCGGCUGCAGUGUGCAGAGACACUCCGGGCAGCAAAGGACCUUCAGAGAACGCUGAAAGCUGCCAUCCACACUUCUCACAUCAGCUAUGCUCGCAACGUCGCACUCAAGGCCAGGGAGGACCCAAAGCUGUUCUGGUCGUACAUGAGCAGGUUACAGACCAGUAGCAACAAGCCAACCUUCGUGAACAACAACGUCCCUCUCACAUCCCCACGGGAUAUUGCACAGUCAUUCGCCCAGCACUUCGCCGGCGUUUUCAACGCUGCUGAGCCCACACCAGACAUUGACCGCCUCGUGCAAAACAUUGAGGAGAACACGCCAUGCCCUAGCCUCCUGAUGCCUGACAUAACUCUGUCACUCGAGCACCUUCGUGAAGCUUUUCAACAAAUUAAGCCCUCGCUCUCACCAGGCCCUGACAACUUCCCACCGGCAUUCCUCAGGCUGCUCUGCCCGCGGGUAUCCCCAUCUUUGUUAUCAAUAUUCCAGUCUUUCCUGGAAACGGCUGCUGUUCCAGACCUCUGGAAGCGGGCCUUAGUGACGCCUAUCCACAAAGGGAAAGAUUAUCUGUCCGCCAGCAACAUACUCUCCUCGUCGCAGCAUGGAUUUAGGCCAGGAAGAAGUUGCGAAACUGCCCUGGCCACCAUCACGCACUACAUAAGCGAUGCGCUGGACGACCACACUUCCACGGACCUCAUCCAACUAGACUAUAGCAAUGCGUUUGACACGCUGGACCAUCACCUUCUUCUCCAGAAGCUCGCAGGGACUGGUCUGCUGCCAACUAUCUACGACUAA